AAGCAACAUGGCUGUGGAUGGGUGUUCGGGGUGGUGCUGGCGGCGGGAGGAGCUCCCCCGAGCCCCUGCGCCUGCCGCCCGCUGCUAGCUAUGGCAAAUGGUGGCGACGGCGGCGGUGGCGACAGUAGUAGCAGCGGCGGCGACGGCAGCGGAGGCAGCGGUUUUAGAAUGAGCAGCAAUAUCCACGCGAACCAUCUCAGCCUAGACGCGUCCUCCUCCUCUUCCUCCUCCUCCUCUUCCUCCUCGUCCUCGGUCCACGAGCCCAAGAUGGAUGCGCUCAUCAUCCCGGUGACCAUGGAGGUGCCGUGCGACAGCCGGGGCCAACGCAUGUGGUGGGCUUUCCUGGCCUCCUCCAUGGUGACUUUCUUCGGGGGCCUCUUCAUCAUCUUGCUCUGGCGGACUCUCAAGUACCUGUGGACCGUUUGCUGUCACUGCGGGGGCAAGACUAAGGAGGCCCAGAAGAUUAACAAUGGCUCAAGCCAGGCAGAUGGCACUCUCAAGCCAGUGGAUGAGAAGGAGGAGGCGGUGGCAGCCGAGGUCGGCUGGAUGACCUCCGUGAAGGACUGGGCAGGUGUGAUGAUAUCUGCCCAGACGCUGACCGGCAGAGUCCUGGUUGUCUUAGUCUUUGCUCUCAGCAUUGGUGCACUUGUAAUAUACUUCAUAGAUUCGUCAAACCCAAUAGAAUCCUGCCAGAAUUUCUACAAAGAUUUCACAUUACAGAUCGACAUGGCUUUCAACGUGUUCUUCCUCCUGUACUUCGGCCUGCGGUUUAUUGCAGCCAAUGAUAAAUUGUGGUUCUGGUUGGAAGUGAACUCUGUAGUAGAUUUCUUCACGGUCCCUCCUGUGUUUGUGUCUGUGUACUUAAACAGAAGUUGGCUUGGUUUGAGAUUUUUAAGAGCCCUCAGGCUGAUACAGUUUUCAGAAAUUUUGCAGUUUCUGAAUAUCCUUAAAACAAGUAAUUCCAUCAAACUGGUGAAUCUACUCUCCAUAUUUAUCAGCACGUGGCUGACUGCAGCCGGCUUCAUUCAUUUGGUGGAGAAUUCAGGGGACCCAUGGGAAAAUUUCCAGAACAACCAGGCCCUCACGUACUGGGAAUGUGUCUACUUACUCAUGGUCACCAUGUCCACUGUUGGUUAUGGGGAUGUUUAUGCAAAAACCACCCUGGGGCGCCUCUUCAUGGUCUUCUUCAUCCUCGGCGGACUGGCCAUGUUUGCCAGCUACGUCCCUGAAAUCAUAGAGUUAAUAGGAAACCGCAAGAAAUACGGGGGCUCCUAUAGUGCGGUUAGUGGAAGAAAGCACAUUGUGGUCUGUGGGCACAUCACCCUGGAGAGUGUUUCCAACUUCCUGAAGGACUUUCUGCACAAGGACCGGGAUGACGUCAAUGUGGAGAUCGUCUUUCUUCACAACAUUUCCCCUAACCUGGAGCUUGAAGCUUUGUUCAAACGACAUUUUACUCAGGUGGAGUUUUAUCAGGGUUCAGUCCUCAAUCCACAUGAUCUUGCACGAGUCAAGAUAGAGUCAGCAGAUGCGUGCCUAAUUCUCGCCAACAAGUACUGCGCUGACCCGGAUGCUGAAGAUGCCUCCAACAUCAUGAGAGUAAUCUCCAUAAAGAACUAUCACCCGAAGAUCAGGAUCAUCACUCAGAUGCUGCAGUAUCACAACAAGGCCCAUCUGCUAAACAUCCCGAGCUGGAACUGGAAAGAGGGUGAUGAUGCAAUCUGCCUUGCGGAGCUGAAGUUGGGUUUCAUAGCCCAGAGCUGCCUGGCUCAAGGCCUCUCCACGAUGCUCGCCAACCUCUUCUCCAUGAGGUCAUUCAUAAAGAUUGAGGAAGACACAUGGCAGAAAUACUACCUGGAAGGAGUCUCCAAUGAAAUGUACACAGAAUAUCUCUCCAGUGCCUUCGUGGGUCUGUCCUUCCCUACUGUUUGUGAGCUGUGUUUUGUGAAGCUCAAGCUCCUAAUGAUAGCCAUUGAGUACAAGUCCGCCAACCGAGAGAGCCGAAGCCGAAAGCGUAUAUUAAUUAAUCCUGGAAACCAUCUUAAGAUCCAAGAAGGUACUUUAGGAUUUUUCAUCGCAAGUGAUGCCAAAGAAGUUAAAAGGGCAUUUUUUUACUGCAAGGCCUGUCAUGAUGACAUCACAGAUCCCAAAAGAAUUAAAAAAUGCGGCUGCAAACGGCCCAAGAUGUCCAUCUACAAGAGAAUGAGACGGGCAUGUUGUUUUGAUUGCGGACGUUCUGAGCGUGACUGCUCGUGCAUGUCAGGCCGUGUGCGUGGUAACGUGGACACCCUUGAGAGAGCCUUCCCACUUUCUUCUGUCUCUGUUAAUGAUUGCUCCACCAGUUUCCCUGCCUUUGAAGAUGAGCAGCCGUCAACGCUAUCACCAAAAAAAAAGCAACGCAACGGGGGUAUGAGGAACUCGCCCAACUCCUCGCCGAAGCUGAUGAGGCACGACCCCUUGUUAAUUCCCGGGAAUGAUCAGAUUGACAACAUGGACUCCAAUGUGAAGAAGUACGACUCCACCGGGAUGUUUCAUUGGUGUGCUCCCAAGGAGAUGGAGAAAGUCAUCCUGACUCGAAGUGAGGCCGCCAUGACCGUCUUGAGCGGUCACGUAGUGGUCUGCAUCUUUGGUGACGUCAGCUCAGCCCUGAUUGGUCUCCGGAACCUGGUGAUGCCACUCCGUGCUAGCAACUUCCAUUACCACGAGCUCAAGCACAUUGUGUUCGUGGGCUCCAUUGAGUACCUCAAGCGAGAAUGGGAAACACUCCAUAACUUCCCUAAAGUGUCCAUACUGCCUGGUACGCCAUUAAGUCGGGCUGAUUUAAGGGCUGUCAACAUCAACCUCUGUGACAUGUGCGUUAUCCUGUCAGCCAAUCAGAAUAAUAUUGAUGAUACUUCGCUGCAGGACAAGGAAUGCAUCUUGGCGUCACUCAACAUCAAAUCUAUGCAGUUUGAUGACAGCAUCGGGGUCUUGCAGGCUAAUUCCCAAGGAUUCACACCUCCAGGAAUGGAUAGAUCCUCUCCAGAUAACAGCCCAGUACAUGGGAUGUUACGCCAGCCAUCCAUCACGACGGGGGUGAACAUCCCCAUCAUCACUGAACUAGCUAAACCGGGCAAGUUGCCUUUGGUAUCUGUCAAUCAGGAAAAAAACAGUGGGACGCACAUUCUAAUGAUAACUGAACUGGUGAAUGAUACUAAUGUUCAGUUUUUGGACCAAGACGAUGAUGAUGACCCCGACACAGAACUGUACCUCACACAGCCCUUUGCAUGCGGAACAGCAUUUGCUGUCAGCGUCUUGGACUCGCUCAUGAGUGCGACGUACUUUAAUGACAAUAUCCUCACCCUGAUACGGACCUUGGUAACUGGAGGAGCCACCCCGGAGCUCGAGGCUCUGAUUGCUGAGGAGAAUGCGCUUCGAGGGGGCUACAGCACCCCCCAGACCCUGGCCAACAGGGACCGCUGCCGCGUGGCCCAGCUAGCUCUGCUGGACGGGCCCUUUGCAGACUUGGGGGAUGGUGGUUGUUAUGGUGAUCUAUUCUGCAAAGCUCUAAAAACAUAUAAUAUGCUUUGUUUUGGAAUUUAUCGGCUAAGAGAUGCCCACCUCAGCACCCCCAGCCAAUGCACGAAGAGGUAUGUCAUCACCAACCCCCCCUACGAGUUCGAGCUCGUGCCGACGGACCUGAUCUUCUGCUUAAUGCAGUUUGACCACAACGCCGGCCAGUCCCGGGCCAGCCUGUCUCAUUCCUCCCACUCGUCACAGUCGUCCAGCAAGAAGAGCUCUUCUGUUCACUCCAUCCCGUCCACGGCGAAUCGGCAGAACCGGCCCAAGUCCAGGGAGUCCCGGGACAAACAGAAUGCAACAAGGAUGAAUAGAAUGGGCCAAGCAGAAAAGAAAUGGUUUACAGAUGAACCGGAUAAUGCCUAUCCCAGAAACAUUCAAAUCAAGCCCAUGAGUACCCACAUGGCUAACCAGAUCAACCAAUAUAAAUCCACAAGCAGCUUGAUUCCUCCAAUCAGAGAAGUUGAAGAUGAAUGUUGACUCCCAGGAGACCAGAACUAUUUUUUUAAAGCCUGACAAACUUCAUAAAUGGUGACGUGACUUUUCUUCCUCUUACAUGCUGAAUCACUGGUGGAGACAUUAGGAUAAGCAAGAAUUGCAAGAAAAUAACGUAGACAGGUCUUUCUCUUUGUCUGCCUUGAAUAUUGCUUCCAUGUAUUUUGGAAAAGAAAAUGAUUUCAUUUAUAAAUGAGCAUACUAAAAUAGUCAUGUAUAGCCUCUAGCAUUUUAAAUUAUUUUGUUUAUUAGAAAAGAAAAUAUAUUUUUUCUUUUUUUUUUCAUUGUCAAAUAUCUUCCCUAUAUCUAAACAAUGCAAAAUCAAAAUGAAGAAGUGGCCAGACUCCUUAAUGCUUAUUUCUCUUCUUUCUCUCUUUUCCUUUGAGGAGAAUGAUGGUCACCACCACCAUUAAUUGUCAUUAUGGGAAAUGCAUUAUAAAAGCAAUUUUACAAUGGUUGACAAUGUAUACAUGUGUUUUAGUAAGUCCAGAUGAGACAAAAGAGGGCAGGUGAACACCGGCUCCUCUCUUGGAAGGGUGUGUGCUUUGAUCUGCAUUGACACCAGCUCUUAAUAAAUGGAAACUUACUUAUUUUCACAGUUGAAAGUCCAAUUUUCGUAGUUUUGGUUUAAUUGCUGUAUUCCUCAUCCCUUUUCAACAUAUUGAAAGGGAAGACCUUCGUGCACCUUUUUUAUGAUGGCCAAUCAGGUUUAGGCAUCCAGCUAGCAGUACCAGAAAGGCUAUGAGCAUCCCUGGGAUGUGGGAGUUGAGAACCAGGGCACACAAGACAUAUUGUUGUUCUAACGGGGGGGGACUCCUAUGUGGUGUUAUGCUUCUCAUUUCACAGUUCCAAAACAACCAAGCGAUUAAUUUCUACUUUGGGAGCAUCUGGUGAACUUUCUCCCCCGACCACUAGUCUCAGAGCUUUUAGACUAAAAGUUUAAAGACACCAAUGAGUAGUUUUCCUUAGCAAUGGGAUCUGAGAUGAACUCAUUUAUCUCCCUAAAGUUUUGUUUAAAAUCCAGAAAAUUUCCAUGAUCAAGGAAGUGACUUGGCGCAGAUUUUCAUUUGCUCACUUUCCUGGAUUUAAUAAUUACUGGGACAAAACAAUACACAAGCUCGCUAAAGCAAUUUAAAACAAUAAUAAUAAUAACAAAAAGGAAAGCAACAAAUGCACUACAACAUAGACUGUUAGUAAAAGGCCUUUGAAAAUUACCAGCAAUGAAACAAAGCAUACGAGCCACUUCAAACUGUGGUCAAAAGAGUUUUCCAGCCAUCAAACACCAUCACCACUUCUCAGCUCUGCUUUCGCUUGCAUGUUGUUCGUGCAGCCACCUCAACAACUGUUCUGUUCCAAAGAGUAGCAAGUCUUUCAGUGUCAAAAUGAUCCAUUUUUCAUACGACCAUCAGGGUCUCUGGAGAAGCAUGGAUGUAAUAGUGAUUUUUAUUUUCUUAAAAACAUAAACUGUGGAUACUUAUCCGAACUAAACCAAAUGUCCCUCAAAGUCCCAUGAUAUUUAUUCCAUGAACUCUUUAGGCCAUGACCCUGUGGUUCCUAGUUACAGUAGUGCAAAUCAGAUCAGAGCAGACCAAUGAGGUCACUAUGAAAACACAUGUCCACUAAGUACUCCAAUUACUGACUUAGGCAAAAUGACCUUCCUCCUCUGUCCAUUCCCUGCAGAGCCAAAGUAGUCAUGCUUCCACCUUGUAGGCAUUGUCCUGCAGUGAUGUGUCGGACUGUGGUCACUCUAUUGUCACAUUUUGUAGAAUUAGUUCUAUAAAAGUAUUGUGAAUAUAAUAUAUGUCCAAUUGGAUAGUUAAAAAAAACUACUUAUAAUCGAUCACUAGUCUACUCAGCGGACUAAAAUGACGUCAACAGUCUAUAUUCAGGCUGAUAAACAUUUCUUGGUUUCCAACAGAAGUCAAACGUGUUGGUGGGGAAAAAUCUCCUGCUAAGGUAUUGGCAGCUUUCAAGAAAGCUAAGCCUUUUUUUUAACAUAAUGAUUUUGCAUUGGGGUCACCAUAAUACAUUCACAUCGAUCCACGCUCUUCUUUCCUUCAUGAACUGUAGUGGGCCCUUCUCCACUCUUCUUCCUAAUAACCACUUCUGAACCUGUCAUAGACCUUUUGUUGCCCUUGGGCAAUGUCAAACCCCUAAAGAAUCUUCCAUUAAGGAAUAUAGGGUGGCCCCUUUCCUCUUCUCCCUUGUCCUUCCAUACCAAAGCAGUCUGAGAGUAGAAAUGUAGACCCCAUCCCCAUUUCAAUUCUGCAUAUGACUAAAAAUUUGAACUACACUUAAAAAAAAAUCAUAAUGGGUGAGAUAGUAUCUGCCAAAAAGGCCUCCUUGGUUCAUCAAGUAUCCUCCAAACCCAAGUUGAUGAUGAUGAUGGAUGAUGAUGAUGAUGAUGAUGAUGAUGAU
This is a messenger RNA of Fukomys damarensis (Damara mole-rat), 6468 nucleotides long. It is a transcript of the gene Kcnma1, whose product is annotated as potassium calcium-activated channel subfamily M alpha 1. Gene Ontology annotation, cellular component: postsynaptic membrane. Gene Ontology annotation, molecular function: large conductance calcium-activated potassium channel activity. The record is from RefSeq and is a predicted model, not a curated record. The transcript is spliced from 32 exons. Gene Ontology annotation, biological process: potassium ion transport; transmembrane transport. The coding region runs from base 91 to 4035 and encodes 1314 amino acids. Lineage: Eukaryota; Metazoa; Chordata; Mammalia; Rodentia; Bathyergidae.